GGGAGGGGAUGGGUAUGGGGGUCGGGGAGGCGGCAAUGACGGUGAUGUUGGUGUGGCGGCCAAAUUUGGUUGAAAUUUACGUUUCCGGCAAUCUCCGGAAAUGACAUCGUGACAUGUUGACAUCGGCGGCGGCAAUGACACCGGCGGUGGAGAUGUCACCGUGGCCAGAGGUUGGAACAGAGAUGGUUAACGACACAGUGACAUGUUUGACAACGGUAAAGUGACACGUUUGAUGGCGGCACAAUGACACAUUUGACGGCGGAAGUGACAUAUUAAAGUGACAUGAAAACCAGCAGUGACAUAAAAUCAAUGACAUAAAAAUAUAAGAGUGACAUAAAAAUCUGGCAGAACUAUGUUUUUCCAAAUAUAUGACUCAUUGGUCAUAAUUUUGUCCUUUUGUAAAAGUGGACAUAUUUUUGGAAAUUGACUCUAAAUUAGUAAUAUUCGUGAAAAAGCCCCUCUUUUGUGUGUGCUUUCUUUUUGUUUAUGUACGUCUUUUUCUUUUCUCUUUUGAGUAAUCUUCUUUUUUAUCUUUUCAUUUUUUGAGUACUUUUCUUUUUAUGAAUUGAAUGCAGUAAAGACUACAAAAUAUUAUACGUCAAGUGCUCAUAGUCAAAUAGAGACACAUCAUCAAAAUCUAAUCUAAAUGGACUUCACAUUAAAGUUGUGAAUACAAUUGUUAAAUCGAUGGGCUUAUGUAACAAUGGAUUGACUUAUAUAAAAAUGUAACUAUAAAAUCUUCUCCUUAAUAGCACUAUCACACCUAGAAAUAAAAUCCCGCCCAAACCAUUUUCUAUGUACACCAUUUACAUCUGCAUUGGAUAUCCACGGUUUCCCAUUCAUCCUCAUUUCCGUUUCUGCGUUUCAUUUCAGAUUCUUCUUUCUUCUACCGAAAUCAUCUUGCACGCUUCCUAAAGAUCUGCACGAGUAUCAAAGACCUUCCCUCCUUUGCAUCAAGUAUCUUUUGCUACCAUGAUACUUGUGUGAGUCUCUUCUUGAGUAUGGGCAAGACCAAGUGAAAUGCCUUAUCCUCAAUCAGGAUAUCAAAGAGCUGUUAGGCUUGAACAUUUGAAUAAGAGAGAAAAAUGCAUGUGAGAUUAUGUUGGAAAUUAUAUGAUAAUGCUCAAAUUUCCAUGGGCAUAUUUGACGGCGUCCAUGAAUCAACGAGAUCAAAAGGUAGAAGCAGAAGAGGAGGAGAGUGGGACAGUUAAACCAGCUGCACAAAGUUUUGUGACAUGUAUACACCUAGCCAAAAUUGCAGACUUAUUUCGUACCAUCACAGUCACAUGGUCAAAAACAUUGAUCAACCAUACACUCUUCAUCAUUGUCGAAAACCCUUCUGAAGACAACCACUACACAUGCAAGAUUGACCUAAAAACGUGGCAAUUUUGGGGCAAAAAGGGCCUAAAGUCCUUCAAGGUAGAUGAAGUACGUGUCGAUGUUUAUUGGGACUUAAGGGCUGCUAAAUUCUGUAGCAGUCCUGAACCUGUCUCUGACUACUAUGUCGCAUUGUCCUCUCGAGGAGAGGUGGUGAUAUUGUUAGGUGACCGAAAGAAUGAGGCCUUCAAAAGAAGCAAAUCGAGGCCUUCUUUAGUUGACGCAACUUUGGUGCACAAGAAAGAGAGCGUGUACGCGAAGAGAUGCUUUUGCACUAGAACAAUGCUGGGGAAGGGAAAAAGGGAGCACAACAUCAUCAUAGAAACAAAUCUCUCAGAGGGUGAUCCCGAAAUGUGGAUUACUGUGGAUGGGAUGGAUUCAAUUCGUGUGGUGAAUCUAAAUUGGAGAUUUCGGGGGAAUGAGAUAGUGAUGAUUGAUGAUGUGCCUGUAGAUGUAUUCUGGGAUGUUCAUGAUUGGGUGUUUAGUGAUGGCACCAUUAAUGCAGCUGGACCAGGUAUAUUCAUCUUUAAACAAGGUAAUACUGGUGACCAAAAUGAAGUAGAAGAAGAAGAAGAAGAAGUCAAUAGUCACUCAAAUGGUCAAAUAAUGUAUGAUACAAAAGAUUGUGAUGAUUCACAAACCACGAUAUCUGAAUUCUGCCAUGUUUUUUAUGCUUGGAAAACUGAAUGACUACAUAUUGUUCCCUCAUUUGUUUUUCUUAUCAUUUUGGAUGACCUUUUCUUAUGAUAAUCAUGAGAAAUAUGUGGCCUUUUUGUUCACAUUUUUCACAUUAUAAGUGAA
Messenger RNA from Cuscuta europaea, 2178 nucleotides. Lineage: Eukaryota; Viridiplantae; Streptophyta; Magnoliopsida; Solanales; Convolvulaceae. The record is from the annotation of a GenBank genome assembly.